This is a messenger RNA of Gordionus sp. m RMFG-2023, 2039 nucleotides long. Its product is annotated as L-threonine ammonia-lyase-like. Gene Ontology annotation, molecular function: L-serine ammonia-lyase activity; threonine deaminase activity. Gene Ontology annotation, biological process: L-threonine catabolic process; L-serine catabolic process. Lineage: Eukaryota; Metazoa; Nematomorpha; Gordioida; Chordodea; Parachordodidae. Bases 116 to 1765 code for a protein of 549 amino acids. The transcript is spliced from 10 exons. The record is from RefSeq and is a predicted model, not a curated record.
UCCUCGUAAUAUUAUACUUCCUAUAUGAUGUAACACGACGAUUAAAUUUUUAUUGUCUGAUGAUUUUAAAAUAUAACGUUAUUUUUAAGGAAUUUUAGAAAAAAUAUUUUAACUGAUGUCUUCAAUAUCUGCUAAUAGUAUACACGCGAAAUUCGCUUCGGACGAGGAUUAUGAACCUAACAAUAAAAAUGAAAAAAGUUCUAACUCAUCUCAAAAUACCCUCAACAUUCAAAAUGUUAAAUUGGGAACAAGUAAAUCUUCCAUAGAAUCACUAGAACACAUCCCAAUUUCAAUAUCUAGUACGCACAACGGAAAAUAUCAGGAUUACCAAAUUCCUGUAUCUCCAACUCUUUCUUGCACUACUGUGUCAAGUAUGAUCGAUGAAUUGAGAACGGAAUCUUCAUUCCCGGAUAUAAUUGAUUCUACUCACAAAUUAUUCGAUCCAAACUGUGAUCCCGAAAACCCGAUCGAAGUCAAAUUUGAUGAAGUUCUCUCAGCCAGAUCUAUAAUACAAGAGUCCAUAGAUAAAACGCCUUGCAAGAAAUCAAGGCUUUCUUCAAUGUGCAAUAUGGAAAUCUGGUUUAAAAAGGACUACUUACAAUACACAGGAAGCUUCAAGGAACGAGGUGCUAGUCAUGCACUUCUCAAACUAUUAGCCAAUAGGGAAAAACACAUAAAUUCUCAAGAUAUAAUUAACCCAAAAUACCCCAUUGAUUUUGAGGGCGUGAUAGCUGCCUCUGCCGGCAACCACGCCUUAGCCUUGGCGUAUCACGGACAAUUGAACAAUAUACCCGUGACAGUGGUUAUGCCAAAAUACGCGCCCAUUAUGAAAAUAAAUUCUUGCAAGCAAUUCAAUGCACAGGUUAUUGUCAGGGGUAAUGAUUUGACCGAGUCCAAACAAUACGCCAUGUAUUUAGCAAAAAUUCGUAACCUGGUUUACAUUAACGGAUAUGAUCAUCGUGAUAUAAUAGCGGGGCAAGGAACCACGGGGAUCGAAAUUUGCGAGCAAAUGGGUCAAUUCGACGCGAUAAUCAUUCCAGUGGGGGGUGGGGGUUUGAUAGCCGGGGUUGCAGUAGCUAUCAAACAAUUGAGGCCAAAUGCUAUGAUUAUUGGUGCUGAAGCAGUUAGAUGUCCCAGUUUUACUAAUGCGUUAAAAGCUGGAAAACCCACUCACACUCCUUCGUAUUCAUCUUUGGCAGAUGGAUUAGCUGUACCAGUUGUAGGAGUGAACGCUUUUGAAACGGCAAAAAAUAUAAUAGAUAAAGUUGUAACCGUUAAUGAAGAACACAUUGCGUUAGCAAUUUUGCGAUUGUUAGAGAUGGAAAAAGCAGUGGUGGAAGGAGCUGGAGCCUGCGGAUUCGCUGCUGUUCUAGCUAACUUAGUACCAGAAUUGAUCGGAAAAAGAGUUGUCAUCUUGCUGUGUGGCGGAAAUAUAGACACAUCUAUUUUGGGUAGAUGCAUGGAUAGGGGUUUGGCGGCUGAUGGACGUUUGGUAAGGUUUAAGGUAACCCUUUUGGACAGGCCCGGUGGAAUAGCACAACUUACCAAUUACCUAUUUACUGUGGGAGUCAGCCUCAAAGACAUUUUUCACGAAAGAGCAUGGGUGAAGAACGAUAUAUUUAGUGUGGACGUAAAAUGCGUAGUAGAAACCAAGGAUUGGGAACACACAUUUUUAUUGAAAGAUGGCUUAAAACAGAGAUAUCCUAAUGCUAGAUUCGAAGACUUGGAAGAUAAAAUGAUGAUUUCGAGACCUUCCUUACAUUAAGAAAAAAAUUUGUUUAAAACAAGAGUCCAUGUCAUGAAUAUUAUUUUUGUAUAAUAUGAUUGCCAAUAUAGAAAAUUUUAUAACUUAAUUCUGAGGACAUUUUUUAAGGUUGAUUAUAAAUUAAUGGUUAGAAUUCGUUAAUAUAUUUUUGAAAAUAAUUUUUAUGUUUUAAAUUUAUAAUUUAUUUUGUGAAUUAUUUUGAUAAUCUACUCAUAUCAAAUUAUAAAAUGUUAACAAUCCUUUUGUAAUAAUUAAAUUAUAGUAUUACACACCC